Molecule: messenger RNA, 1629 nt
Organism: Aureobasidium subglaciale EXF-2481
Lineage: Eukaryota; Fungi; Ascomycota; Dothideomycetes; Dothideales; Saccotheciaceae
Exons: 2
Coding region: 1-1629 (542 amino acids)
Biological process (GO): transmembrane transport
Molecular function (GO): transmembrane transporter activity
Source: RefSeq, a predicted model, not a curated record
AUGUCUACCACAAUGAAUCACGCCAAAGAUGCGAUGAAUGCAGAACAUUUCGAGAUGCCCGACAAGGGCGCUCUGCCUGAGCCGCAACACUCGAACGGAGAUCUUCAGCUCAUCAACACCAUUGGCGAGGUCCGAAGAAUCCCGAUUCCGUCUAAUGAUCCAAAUGACCCUCUCAACUACUCCAAGUGGAGGAAGCUAGGCAUUCUGAUAUGCUGCUGCUGGUUCUCCAUUUUCUCGCUUGUGCUUGUCGGUGGUCUGGGGCCAAUCCUGGGCGUGUUUAUCGGGCUAUAUGCUCCUAUGGGAAAGACUGUGCAAGAGGUCGUCAAUCUCACGACCUACCCUAGUCUGGUUAUGGCAUUUGGCAGUUUCCUUAUCCUCCCAUUGUCGAUGAUGUUUGGUAGACGACCUAUUCUGCUUGGAUGCAGUAUCCUUUUGCUCGGGUCCACCAUUGGUGCUGGAGCAAGCGACUCGUACAACACCCAUAUGGCUUGCCGGAUCCUUCAGGGUAUUGCGGCAGGAGCUACCGAAUCGGUUCUACCUCUUAUCAUCACCGACAUGUCGUUCGUGGACGAGCGCGGCCUAUGGUUCGGAGUCUAUUGGGGCUCGCAGAACCUUAUCAACACGGUAUUCGGCAUUAGUUGCUCUUACCUGGUAGCCGCCACCUCAUGGAGAUGGUUUUACUACGUCUUAGCGAUCUUCGCAGCCGCCGGCCUUGUGCUUAGCUUCUUCCUGCUUAGCGAGACUAGAUACACCAGAUCGCCUGCAUCUAUGAACGGCCAGGUCGUUGUUACCGACGAGUGGGGUGUGACACACUUUCUCUCUGAUGCCGAGGCCAGAGAACGUCUUGGGGAUGUGCACGAGUCGGACCAACAGGACCACCGCGAAAAGACCUAUCUACAACAUCUUAACCCUAUCAGUGGUACUGCUCCUAACGCACUUAGGCUAGGUCUCGGUGCUGAGAUUAAGAUGCUACAAGCCUGCAGUUCUCCGGGUGUUAUCUAUGCCAUCUUGACCUCGUCAAUCGCGCUGGGCGUGGGUAUUGCCAUGUCGCUUGUCUACGCCUCAAUCCUAACGACCGAGUUCCAUUGGUCCGAGAAGUCCAUAGGGCUAGUCAACGCCGGUAUCCUUCCGGCAUCCUUCGCUGCCAUGUUCUAUGCCGGCUGGUGUGGCGACAAGAUGAAUCUCUGGCUCGCCAAACGUCGUGGCGGCGUCCACCUUCCCGAGGACACCCUUGUACAGUUAAUUUUGCCUUUCAUCGUAGGCGCAAUCGGCAUCAUCAUCUUUGCGAUCACGGCAAACUCUCCGCAGAAUCACUCCUCUUGGGGUAUUAUCAUGGGAUGGACCCUAUACGAAUUCGCCUUCAUCGUCGUCUUGAUCACAACCACCCACUUCGGCUCCGAAGCCUUCCCCAAGAACCCUGGACCAGCUCUUGUCGUUGUGAUCGGUGUCAAAAACAUCAUCUCCUUCGGUGCGUCAUUCGGUAUCGUACCAAUGGUGCACGCUUACAACUACCUGACUGCUUUUAUGAUUUUGUUCGGUAUCUAUGUCGGGAUCUUCUUGCUUGGUAUUCCCGUCUACUUCUUCAACCCAAGGUGGAGAGCAUAUAUGGCGAAGAAGCAGGAGAACUAA